CGGGCGCAGCCCUGACGCGCCGCCGAGCCGGGGGGCGCUCCGAGCGCGGGGGCCAGGCGGGAGGGAGCGCGAGCGGCCGCUGCGGUCCGAGCGGGGCGUGCCGAGCCCCCGCGGCCACCGGGCGUCCCGGCCAUGAGGAGGGACGAGCGAGACGCCAAAGCCAUGCGGUCCCCGCCGCCGCCGGACGGGGCCGCCUCGCCCCCCGAGAGUGUGAGGAACGGCUACGUGAAGGGCUGCGUGAGCCCCCUGCGGCAGGACCCUCCGCGCGGCUUCUUCUUCCACCUCUGCCGCUUCUGCAACGUGGAGCUGCUGCUGCCGCCGCCCGCCUCCCCUCAGCAGCCGCGGCGCGGCUCCCCCUUCUCCCGGGCGCGCCUCUCGCUGGGCGCCCUGGCCGCCUUUGUCCUCGCUCUGCUGCUCGGCUCCGGGCCCGAGGGCUGGGCUGCCGGGGCCGCCCGGCUGCGGACCCUGCUGAGCGUCUGCUCUCACAGCCUCAGCCCCCUCUUCAGCAUCGCCUGUGCCUUCUUCUUCCUCACCUGCUUCCUGACCCGGACCAAGCGGGGCGCCGGGCCGAGCCGGAGCGGCGGCGGCUCCUGGUGGCUGCUGGCACUCCCCGCCUGCUGUUACCUGGGGGACUUCUUGGUGGGGCAGUGGGAAGCCUGGUCUCGGGCGGACGGAGACGCCGGGGCCCCGGGCCCGCACACACCCCCGGCGGUGGCGGGCCGGUGGUUCUUGGUGCUGGGCUGCGUGGGCUUGCUGACGCUCGCGCAGCCGGGGAGGCUCCGGCACAGCAUCGUGGUGCUGCUCUUCUCCAGCUUCGUCUGGUGGGUGUCCUUCACCAGCCUCGGGGCGCUGCCUCCGGCCCUCCGGCCCCUGCUAUCCUGCCUGGUGGGGGGCGUCGGCUGCCUGCUGGCCCUGGGGCUGGAUCACUUCUUUCAAAUCAGGGAAGCUCCCCAGCAACCUCAGUUGUCCAGUACCGCGGAAGAAAAAGUGCCUGUGAUCAGACCCCGGAGGAGGUCCAGCUGCGUGUCAUUCGGAGAAACUUCAGGCGGUUACUAUGGCAGUUGCAAAAUGUUCAGGAGACCUUCGUUGCCUUGCAUCUCGAGAGAACAGAUGAUUCUUUGGGAUUGGGACUUAAAGCAGUGGUAUAAACCUCACUAUCAGAUUUCUGGAGGUGGAAGUGGAGUUGAUCUUUCAGUGCUAAAUGAGGCUCGCAAUAUGGUGUCUGAUCUUCUGGUUGACCCCACCCUUCCUCCACAAGUCAUCGCUUCCCUCCGGAGUAUCAGUAGCUUGAUGGGUGCUUUCUCAGGCUCCUGUAGGCCAAAGAUUAAUCCCCUCACACCAUUUCCUGGAUUUUAUCCCUGCUCUGAGAUAGAGGACCCAGCUGAGAAAGGAGAUCGAAAACUUCACAAGGGGCUAAACAGUAGGAAUAGUUUACCAACCCCACAUCUGAGGAGGAGCUCGGGAACCUCAGGGCUGCCACCUAUCGACCAGACUUCUCCAAGGUGGGAACGCAGUAAUGGCAAACGGCCUCACCAAGAAUUUGGCAUUUUAAGUCAAGGAUGCUAUCUAAAUGGGCCUUUUAGUUCAAAUCUACUGACAGUCCCGAAGCAAAGGUCGUCAUCUGUAUCGUUAACUCACCAUGUAGGUCUAAGAAGAGCUGGUGGUUUACCAAGCCUGAAUUCUCCCAGUCAUGGCCCAGUGUCUGCUGGCUCUCCAACUAACCGAUCCCCUAUAGAAUUUCCUGAUACUGCUGAACUUCUUACUAAACCAACUGUCAUUUUACACAAAUCUCUGAGCAAUCCACCCAAUUCACCAGAUUUUUAUCAGCAACUAAGAAAUUCUGAUAGCAAUUUAUGUAACAGCUGUGGACAUCAAAUACUGAAAUAUGACUCAGCAUCUGAAUCAGAGUCCGGUACAGACCGCCUCAGGGGAGAGUCAGGUGAUGAAGAAAAUACCAUUUUCUCAAAAGCAUCAUUCAGCCUUACCGAAGCUCAACAAGAAGUGGAAACAGAAAACAGAGACUUAAGAAAAUUACUUUGGGAAGGUGAUAAUCACCUAAAAGAAGCAGCACAGAAUGAAGAGCAACCAAAUAUUGAACAAGAAGCAUCACAGGAUGUGAUUUUAAUAGAAGAUUAUGACUCAUUAAUAGAAAAUAUGAGUAACUGGAAUUUUCAAAUUUUUGAACUUGUAGAAAAGAUGGGAGAGAAAUCAGGAAGGAUCCUCAGUCAGGUUGUGUAUACCCUAUUUCAAGACACUGGCUUAUUGGAGAUAUUUAAAAUUCCCACUCUACAAUUCAUGAACUACUUUCAUGCUUUAGAAAAUGGUUAUCGAGACAUUCCCUAUCACAAUCGUAUACAUGCCACAGACGUCCUACAUGCUGUUUGGUAUCUGACAACACGGCCCAUUCCCGGCCUACAGCAGAUCCACAGUGAUCAUGGAGCAGGAAAUGAAACAGCAAUUAACCCUGAGCGAAUUGCUUACAUUUCUUCGAGGAGCUGCUCGAUUCCAGAUGAGAGCUAUGGCUGCCUUUCUUCAAACAUUCCUGCGCUGGAAUUGAUGGCUCUGUAUGUGGCAGCUGCCAUGCAUGACUAUGACCACCCGGGACGGACAAAUGCAUUCCUAGUGGCUACCAAUGCCCCUCAGGCAGUCUUAUACAACGACAGAUCUGUUUUGGAAAAUCAUCAUGCUGCAUCAGCCUGGACUCUAUAUCUUUCUCGCCCAGAAUACAACUUCCUUCUUAAUCUUGACAAUGUGGAAUUCAAGCGCUUUCGUUUUUUAGUCAUAGAAGCAAUCCUUGCCACAGAUCUUAAAAAGCAUUUUGAUUUCCUUGCUGAAUUCAAUGCCAAGGCCAAUGAUGUAAAUAGUAAUGGUAUAGAAUGGAGGAAUGAAAACGAUCGCCUCUUGGUGUGCCAAGUGUGCAUCAAACUGGCAGAUAUUAAUGGCCCGACCAAAGUUCGAGACUUGCAUUUGAGAUGGACAGAAGGCAUUGUCAAUGAAUUUUAUGAGCAGGGAGAUGAAGAAGCAAAUCUUGGUUUGCCCAUCAGUCCCUUCAUGGAUCGUUCUUCUCCUCAACUAGCAAAACUCCAGGAAUCUUUUAUCACCCACAUAGUGGGUCCCCUGUGUAACUCCUAUGACGCUGCUGGUCUGCUACCGGGUCAGUGGAUAGAAUCAGAAGAGGACGAUGAUACUGAAAGUUGUUAUGAGGAAGAAGAUGCUGAAGAAUUAGAUACAGAGGAUGAAGAAAUAGAGGACAAUCUAAAUCCUAAACCACAAAGACGGAAAGGCAGACGGCAAAUAUUUUGUCAGCUAAUGCACCAUCUUACCGAAAACCACAAGAUAUGGAAGGAAAUCAUAGAGGAAGAAGAGAAAUGUAAAGCUGAUGGGAAUAAACUGCAGGUGGAGAAUUCUUCCUUACCUCAAGGAGAUGAGAUUCAGGUCAUUGAAGAAGCAGAUGAAGAGGAAGAGAGACAGUUGGAAUAAAAGAAAAGGCAUGGUGAAGAAGCGCCUUGGGCCGUGCCUUAUGUCGAUGUCAUUGCCCAGUGCUCACCACACUGACUUGGAACUGACUGCUCCUAGGUGGACAGGCCCUAACACUGUGAGAGGAUCCUUGCGUGCCAGCAUUUCCCACUCCCAUGCACUUUUUCACCACAUGGACGAAAAGUAUCCUUAAGAGCUUGGUUUCAGUUGACUUGUAUUGCCAAGCCCAUACUCAAGUGCUUUUAUUGGUGUAUAAAUACUUUGUCCUAAUACUGCUUUGCUGAGUAAAGGCUUUUAUUGUUCAUGAGGCAGGAGCUGUACCUAAAAACUCAACUAAUUCACUGUAGUUUCCUAAGUGGCCAACUUUCUGCUUUCUUAAAGACGUGAUUUUAAAAAAAGAAAAAAACAACAAGGGAGUUCCCUGGCGGUCCCCCUGGUUAGGACUCGGCGCCUUCACUGCUGUGACCCAGGUUUAAUCUCUGGUUGAGCUCAGUCCCUGGUCAGGGAACUAAGAUCCUGCAAGCCGCAGAGCACAGCCAGAAACAAACAAACAAAAAACCCCAAAACAAAAAGCCCCACAAAACAGGAUUCAUAUUGUAUUUCCAGAUGUGUCUUUUAUGUCUUUGACUGUUUCGGGGGGUGGGGGGAGGAGCAGUCUCUGUCUAUCUAAAAAGAGAAAUCCAGUGUUGCCUUUCUGAGGGGUCUGUUUAAUGCAGCACACUUCAGUGUUCUCCAGCUAGGUGUAUCCAUGAAGGACUGAGUAACCUUUGUUACAUUUAACAAAACCCAGGUGCAUCAAUUUUUGAUGCUUUUUACUGUUUUGCUUUUUACAUCUACUACUAGGUGUAUGUUCUUUCUCAGAGUAUUCAGGUUUGCCAUGGACAUCAGAAGUCUGAAUUCCAGUCUUAUCAACUUUCUAUUCCAUGGUUGAAUUUUAAAGCUGUUUAGGUUUAACAAUGAAGGAAUUUUAUUUAGUCAAAACUGUUCUUAUUUUUACUCUUGCUCAGGAUUAGUAUUUGUAAACAUUAAGUUUAAUAUAAACACAAAUUUGUCAGAAGAAAAACAAAAACCUGUCCUAAUAUUGAUGUUAACCUUUUAUGAAACGAGCAUUAUUCUGUCUUCUGGAAUUUGAGACUAAUUAAAGCCAAGGAAAAGGAGAUGUCUGUCUUUUGCCUUACUACAAAAAUCAGAUGCAGUUAAUCAUAUCAAAGAUAAAGAAGAAAUGAAAUAGUGUGUGCUCUAAAGGUCACAUGUUGAAUAAGUAAUUGAAUAUGUGCUUAAUCUUUAGAUCCCUAUCUUGGGUGUCAUGUGUUUAGUUACUGUAAAACCCAUGUUCAUCUUUCUGUUAAUUUCCUUCUGCCUUGAGACUACAUGACAGAAAUGACCUGUGACUACUCAGUACAUCUGGAGCCCAACUACAAGUCUAGUUUCUGAGAUAAAGUAAAUGAUGGGAGUACUUAUUUAAUUUUUAUAUUAAAAGCAUUAAAUAUUUUGGUAAUAUCAUUUACACAAAAGCACAUUAAGAUAAUUAAAUGAACCAUAUUUAUGAUGUUUAUAAACCUGUUAGGGUCCAGAUAUAUACCCUAGUUGUGAAAAAUUUUUGAAUAUAUAAAGUGCAGCCAGAAGGAUGGCAAGAUGGUAGGCCAAUAUUUUCCAUUAUUCUUAGAGACCAUAUUAUAUUUUGCAUCCAUGUGGCUUUGGAAAAUAAGUUGUGUAGCAUUUUUCAUUUUCCAAGAUAAUUCCUUUUUUAAAAUUAAUUUUUAUUAGUGUAUGGUUGAUUUAUAGUGGUGUGUUAGUUUCUGCUGUAUGGCAAAGUGAGUCAGUUAUACAUAUACCCACUCUUUUAGAUUCUGUUCCCAUAUAGGUCAUUACAGAGUAUUGAAUAGAAUUUCCUGUGCAAGGUAAUUCCUUUAAAGUAUGAUGUCAGCAAGCAAUUUCUUAACUAUCUAGAUUAUAUAGCUUAUCUGAAAGAUAUCAGUUAAAGACCCAUGGAAGUGUUGGAAGUUUUGAUCCUGUAUAAUAUCAAAAUAUUUAAUGAAUCACUAAGCUUUAUUUAUUAGAUACUUUGAGUGCUGAACUCCUUCCUACUAUUUUUGCUACCAUUGUCACAUCAUUGUAAGCUGGUCCCUCAUUACUGAGUAAUAAAAUUUUAUCUAAUUUA
This is a messenger RNA of Cervus elaphus (red deer), 5638 nucleotides long. RefSeq names its product phosphodiesterase 3B (gene PDE3B). Lineage: Eukaryota; Metazoa; Chordata; Mammalia; Artiodactyla; Cervidae. The record is from RefSeq and is a predicted model, not a curated record. Bases 133 to 3480 code for a protein of 1115 amino acids. Gene Ontology annotation, biological process: signal transduction. Gene Ontology annotation, cellular component: membrane. Gene Ontology annotation, molecular function: protein kinase B binding; 3',5'-cyclic-AMP phosphodiesterase activity. The transcript is spliced from 16 exons.